Messenger RNA from Lineus longissimus, 2390 nucleotides. RefSeq lists its product as uncharacterized. Bases 545 to 1846 code for a protein of 433 amino acids. The transcript has 2 exons. Lineage: Eukaryota; Metazoa; Nemertea; Pilidiophora; Heteronemertea; Lineidae. The record is from RefSeq and is a predicted model, not a curated record.
GCAUUUUUAUUGACUGAUUCAUCGAUUGACGACCUGGGCCUACUAAGUUUCCUCUCACGUCAUAAUGAAGGCGUCUGUCUUGCUACUUCGCAACUCGUCUGUUUGAUAUACGUUUUGUCUGAGGAUUCAGUUGCUGUUGAAGGUAGGAGAGCCGAAAUUAGUGUUGCAGUCUAAAGGCAAGGGUGCCAGAGGCCUUGUCGCCCAAUGGUUGCGACUGAGGUAACGCCCCUGUUACCAACAGCACCCCACGGAUCUCUCACGGCCACUAUGCGAUCUAUCCAUUCAUUGCGGCCUUGACUUCAGAAGUAAAUGUCACUGUCCUUUUGAACCGGUGAAGAAUAAUUCAUGGUCAUGCUCAUUUCGGAUCAGACUGUUGGAUGAGGACAAAAGCAAUCAUUGCAAAUAAGUUCAUUCAUGGAGCAAUCAUGCGUUUCCUGAAAAGUAUACCAGUACAUGCAUAUGGGAACGAACUGGGGUCCUCAAGUUUGCUAUGUGCAAGAAAAUCCAGCUAGGGACAUCUGGAUAUCAAUUUAUACGAUGAGAAAUGGAUGACGCCGAUGAGACAACCAAGUUUUGUAUUCGGUCCAAACUCUUCCACUCUACUCCAAGUAAAUAUGAGGAAGACGCCUCAAGCACCAUGGCUCGCUACGAAAGCGCCAUCGAUAACCAAGCAGACGAGGAAAGACUGGACGACCGUUCAACCAGUGUCGUCUGGACCAAGAAGGACCAAUCCUGCCGCGACUGCUGCCUCUUUACUCUGGUCGUCCUCGCCGUCAUCCUGUGUGUGUUCUUCUUCUUGAUCGUCGGACCCUUGCUGUGCAUCCUGAAUAUGAAACGGGUCACAAGGGUGCUCAUCUUAUGGUUCUGGCUCGUCAUGGCCAGCAUCGUCAUCGGAAUGGUCCUUGCGUUUGAUGUGUACACCCCCGUAGCCAUUAUCGGCGCGGGGCGCGAACAGCGCUUCGCGACGCAGGGGCUGUCGACAUUCAUGUGCAAAGGCGUUCAAAUCAAGGCGGCGAAUCAUGAGAUAACUUCCUACCUGUUUGAUGGACAGCCUUCAAUAGAGGACAAGAAACUAGGAUAUUCGUUUGAUCGGGCCGAUGAAGUUAACGCCGGGGACUUUCAGGCCUAUCCGUUCUAUGUCUUUCCCGGAUCAUCCGUAUCCUUCGCAAUGAAUACAACAUCACAAGUGACCUUCUUCAAAAUCAAAGGGCAUGACAAUUUCACAACUUGGAGGAACAAUUACAUUUGUAAAGGCGGCAACUGCUUCGACGACUUCAGAACGAUUGAUAGAGACUUUCAGUACAACACAUCGAUGGACGAAACAGAUAUUUACUAUGUGGCAUUCGCGAAGACGAAAUUCAACGACCCAUCUCCAGCUUCUAUUUUCAUCCGAUUUGAGGUCCUGAGGACAGUGUACAACGUCACUUCAGCUGCGAACGCCUGCACGGGUCUGGAUUGUACUUUUGACUUCCGUUUUAUGUCCAACGAGACAGUUUUGCUGCACGUCCCCGUUAUGGAGAACAAUCACUUUGAGACAAUCGAAACGAAAUGUAUCCCGAGAGAUAAUGUGUAUUUAGUUGCAUUUUUUGCCGGACCGCUCGCGUUUGGUAUAAUUGUGAACUUGAUAAUUUGGUUCGGUUGCAAAAGGUGUGAGCCGGAGGACGAAAACGAGGUGAUUCCUAUGAAAUCCGGACUGAUGGCAGCCGGAGACAUGGCGCGGCGAUACAGCACGCUUUCAAUCGGGAGAACAUUCAGUCGCCGCGCCGAGUAUGACGAAGACGGAUCAAAUCUGAAUAAGAACAUUCAUAUCAAUGCAGACAGCAGCGAAAGCUCUUGGCCAGCAUGAGCGGCCAGACCAUUCAGCACUAAACACCGUAGAAAAUACCAUAUUUUAUAAUGUAAUCAUCAACAUCAUCCUUAUGCUCGGCGAAGCAAACUCUGUCACCUCUAAGUGGCGAAUCCACUGUUGCGAUUUGGGCGGCGACCGAGUUGCGAUUGGGUGUGGCAUUUCCCGCCGUCACCAAUCUAGUGACGAGAUUUCAUUUCCUGAUGCAGAUAUGCUAGUAUAACUAAAUAUAAGGAUCGCAACUCUAUCCAUUUUGGCUUACCAUCGGACGAACGACGCAGGUUGGCCUGGAUGUACCCAGUCAUAUCUUUAUCGCAUAGUGGACGCAAGCACACAUCGCAAUGACAGAUUCGCCAUUUUAUGCUAUCUGUGUAAAAUUUAGCUAAAGAAUGUGGCAGUUCUCACAAACUAGAAACUUAUUCAGCUAGCUUGAAGUUAAAUUUGAAAUGUUGCUCCUGAUUAGUUUGUUAUAAUUAAGCGCAUUUAUUUGGGGCAACAGCCACAAACUUUACUCCGUUACGAAAUAAAAAAAGAUUGGAUGGAC